AUGAAAACCUUACUCUUCCUGUUCUGCUUAGCUACUGUAAAGAUUUCGACUAUCCGAGCCGCUCCAACAACUGAAGCUCCAGGAUCUGGUGCCGUAUUGACUGAUGAUGAACGUGCCUUUGCUGUCGACUAUCAUAACCAAUACAGACGUACUGUAGCUACAGGACAACAAGCUGCUGAGAAUGGAAACUUACCGGAAGCUGCCAACAUGUUUCAACUUGAGUACGAUACUGACGUUGAAGCUGCUGCUCAAGACUGGGCUAACAACUGCACUUUUGGAUAUCAAGGCUACAGUGGAGGUCAGAGCGUGCUUCUUUUAGAAAUAAGUAGUACUAGCGGUAUCAACAAUACCUAUUUCCUUCAAAGUGCUAUUGAUAACUGGUUUGAUGAAGUUGAAACUUUUAAUGUCAGUAGUGUCAGCAGUUAUGACGGAACCAGCACAAUGUUCACUCAAGUAAGAUUUUAGUUUUAAAUUGUAAAAUAACUUGUUUUUGAUAUAAAUUUAUUUUGAAGUUUUAUCAAGUUUCUUUCCAGAUCAUCUGGGGCAAUACCUACAGUGUCGGCUGUGGAGUAAAGCAAUGUUCAUCCUUUACCAACUUGGAUUCUACUUAUGACGGUGCUUUCUUGGUUGUCUGUAACUACCAAACUGCCGGUAACACGGAAGAUCAACCAAUCUACACUCAAGGUGACACCUGCUCCCAAUGUCCAGCUAACAGACUUUGUGAUGACUCAUUAUGUGCCAUCAACCCAGAUGCCACUACUGUGCUAACAACCACUGCCGUUCCUACCACAACUGAAGUUGCCGGAUCUGGUGCUGGAUUAUCUGAAGAUGAACGUACUUUUGUUGUUAAUUACCACAACAACUACCGACGUACUGUAGCUUUAGGACAACAAGAAGGCGAGAAUGGUACCUUGCCACAAGCAGCCAACAUGUAUGAGUUUACAUAUGAUACUAGUCUUGAAAACCUUGCCCAAGCCUGGGCUAACAAUUGCACUUUGGGAGGCGGUGGAUACGGUGCUGUAGGCCAAAACAGUGUUGUUUAUGGCUUUGGCGGUGAGCCCGGUAUUAACAAUACUUAUGUUUUGCAACUUUCGAUUGAUGGCUGGUUCAGUGAAGUCGAUUCCUUCAAUGUCAGCACGGUCGGCAACUAUCAAGGACAAAGCUCAACGUUUACUCAAGUAAGUCAUUAUUUACAGUUUUUGUAAACUUAUACUAAACUAAAUGUACAUUUAACUGUAAGGUAAUACCACAAACCAAAACUCAAAAAUCAUAAAACUUUGUUCUUAAGCUAUUUAAAUCCAUUUUAGAUGAUCUGGGCCACUACCUACAGUGUUGGAUGUGGAGUAAAGCAAUGCGCCACCUUCACCAACCUGGAUUCUGGUUGGGACAAUGGAUUCAUCAUUGUUUGUGAUUAUGAACUCGUUGGUAACAAUCAAGGCAUGCCAAUCUACAUUGAAGGUGACGCCUGUUCUCAAUGCCCAGAUGACAGAAUUUGUGACAAUGGAUUGUGUGCUAUGAAUCCCAACUCUACUGCUCAGCCAGGUGACGAUGAAUGUGAAGUUUGAUAUUGUGUAUGCUAUUUGGUUAUUCGAAUGACUUGUUAAAUUUCUGAAAGUUUGGAAAAUAAAUAACGGCAAACGAAGGAUUUUGUAAAAUAACUGAAUUUUGAAAAUAAUUAACAAAUUAAGCGUCAAAUUUAAGGGGAGCAGAACUCACAAGGGAAUGUUACAAACUGCCCAUUCGAUUUUUAAAAGUGAAUGGUACCAUGUGAAAGUGCGUAAAAAGUUGACUAGAAAUCUAUUUUCAAAAACUGCUAAUUUUGCCUUACAAGCCCGCUAGCGAGAUUUUAAAAUUUUUACUGUCAAAACUGAUUUUUUUGUCAGGAACAGCGGACUGCAACAAUUGAUUCGAUGAAUAAAUAAGGUUUUUCUGUUUUCGCUGCGAAAUAAUUUGUUUUUAGAUAGGAAACCGUGUUGUUUUUGGUUAUUUGGUCAAAAAGUGAGUAUAAUUUAUUGUUAUAUGUUAGUUUAGUCUUUUACCUUUAUUUUUAGCCUAGUUUUACACCUAAACUCGUUUUGGUUUGGGCUAUAACGCUCUAAAUUAUAAACUGAUAAAUUAUUUUAGCUUUUUCUUUAACUUACUUGUGUGUUUUUUAGGUAUAAAAUCUUUGUUACCUUAUUUUAGAUAUAAAAUUCUUUUUAGAACUUUUAAAAAGGACCAAAUUUUGAAAAAAAAACAUUGUUUUACUUUCAUUUGAUGUUGAAUUUUAGAAAAGAAUGGCAUUUCAUCUACCUCAACCUCCGCAAGCCGGUUGCUAUCAACAUGGCGAGUCGUAAUGAUAAACAAAAGUUGUCCGAAGCUUCCGAAAGCAACAUGUCAGCUAUGCCAUCGGUUGCCAGUGGUAAGAGUCGGCCCGUUCUGCCGUUACCGUGCAUUAGCUACGAAAAAGUCGCCGAACCGUCCUCAAAUUUGAUCGUCAAUGAAAAGUAAGUUAUAGUAGCUGGUUUAAUGGGAGAAGAAUUGAUUUUUAUAAAAUUUGUUGAUCUUUUUUAAAUUUGAGCGGUUUUAGAAGGAUUUAAAACUAUUUUUCCAGAGCCCGUCGUCGUAUGGCCCCCAGAAUCUCCAAAAAUAUGUUCGACACCUUGUUGUCGGUUGGUGAACCGCUUCGUAAUCGUUGGCUAAUCAAAGGACUGAUUGGAUCAGGAGGUUACGGUCAGAUUUUCUACGCUCAUGAUCAACGUUCCAAGGAGAAUGUAGCGAUCAAAGCGGAACCGACGAGACGACGUGGAAAAGUGGUUCGUCGUAUGAUUCUGGAGCAGAAAGUGCUGGUCAGGCUUCAGGGACAGCCUCAUGCACCCGUGAUUUUUGGAUCGGGAUGUGAAAAUGAAGUCAAUUUUAUUGUUAUGCAGCUUUUGUCCACUAAUUUGGGGGAUUUGAGAAAACAAUGUCCGUUGAAGAGGCUUUCUAAGCCUACGGCCGGGAGGGUCAUGAUGCAGGUAAGGCUUUUGAAACUUUGACAGCUUUAGGGUUGAUUUUUCCUUUAUAGGCUUAAGUUUGAUGGGCUAAGGUAAUGUAAAGUAGUAAACCUAAUCGAUUUACGCUUUUAACAAUAGCUUUUAAUUUUUGAAAUGUUCUGUAAAAUACGUUGCAUCUUCGUUUAAGUUCAAUAUUUUAGGCGCUUGCAGCUCUACGCGACUUACACAACAUUGGGUAUAUUCACCGAGAUAUCAAGCCAGCUAACGUUUGCUUCGGGAUUACUGAGCAGGUAAGUUAACAUAUUGCAAUAUCGUACUAUGGCUUGUAAAAUACGCUACCAAAACUUUUUUUAUUGUAUAGAAAGUGUUGCUAUAGCUAUAAAAAUUUGUUAAAAAAAUUUCAGGCCCGCCAACGUCUCCUUUUGGUCGAUUUUGGGUUAGUCCGCCGCUUCCGCACGGUCGAUGGUCAGCUUCGCCCAGCACGAGAACGAACCGGCUUCCGCGGUACUUUGCGCUACGUUUCAAUUCGAGUACACAAAAGAGAGGAACAAGGUCCGUCGGACGAUUUGAUGGCUUUAUAUUACUCAUUACUAGAAAUGAUCAAAGGCGAGUUACCAUGGAAGGAUCUGCAACGUCAAUCACACAUUAAAACGGCCAAAGAACAUUUGCGGAACGAUGAAUUCAUUCACAUCUCUGAAGGUUUUGGUGAAGCGUUGAGAGAGUUUGGGAAAGCUAUUUAUUCCAUGGAGGCUGAUGAUGAACCUAAUUACUCUUUGCUGCAGGUAGAUUUUGAUUUUUUAAUUUGAAAUUUUUUAAAAUUAAAAAAAAUUAUUUGUUAAUUUUUUUUUAAAUUUCAAAGUUUAUAUUAUCAAUUUUCAACCUUUCAGGACCUGAUGAAAGAAUUCUCGGGCAACGUGGCCAUGUCAGACCCAUACGACUGGGAGAACGACUACCUGGAUGUUGUGAACGAAGAGAAUAUUAAUCGAAUGCUCAAACUCAUCUUCUAA
Messenger RNA from Bursaphelenchus okinawaensis, 3982 nucleotides. Lineage: Eukaryota; Metazoa; Nematoda; Chromadorea; Rhabditida; Aphelenchoididae. The record is from the annotation of a GenBank genome assembly.